AUGGCGGCGGCGGCGGCCCCCGCCGCGGGACCCGCCACCCCCGCGACGGCCGCCUCGGCCCCGGCCCCGGUCCCGGCCCCGGGCCCCGGCGUGCGGCUGCCGGGCCGCGUGCUGGAGCUGGUGUUCUCCUACCUGGAGCUGUCGGAGCUGCGGAGCUGCGCGCUGGUGUGCAAGCAGUGGUACCGCUGCCUGCACGGCGACGAGAACAGCGAGGUGUGGCGGAGCCUCUGCGCCCGCAGCCUCGCCGACGACGCCCUGCGCACCGACAUCCUCUGCAACCUGCCCAGCUACAAGGCCAAGGUGCGGGCCUUCCGGCACGCCUUCAGCACCGACGACUGCUCCCGGAACGUCUACAUCAAGAAGAACGGCUUCACGCUGCACCGCAAUCCCAUCGCCCAGAGCACGGACGGGGCGAGGACCAAGAUCGGUUUCAGCGAGGGCCGCCACGCCUGGGAGGUGUGGUGGGAGGGCCCGCUGGGCACCGUGGCCGUCGUCGGCAUCGCCACCAAGAAGGCGCCCAUGCAGUGCCAGGGCUACGUGGCCCUGCUGGGCAGCGACGACCAGAGCUGGGGCUGGAACCUGGUGGACAAUAACCUGCUCCACAAUGGAGAAGUCAACGGCAGUUUCCCCCAGUGCAACAACGCGCCCAAAUACCAGAUCGGGGAGAGGAUCCGCGUCAUCCUGGACAUGGAAGACAAGACUUUAGCUUUCGAGCGAGGCUACGAGUUCCUGGGGGUGGCCUUCCGCGGCCUGCCCGAGGCCUGCCUGUACCCGGCCGUGUCGGCGGUCUACGGCAACACGGAGGUUCCCGUAGCUGGCGGGCCGUUUUUCUAUCCGAGACGAUCGCGAGGAGAUCAGCCUAAAACUCGUCACUGCAGAUUCCCUUUCCUCGGAGGAAUGAGGAGAGGCAAGCUAUUUUCUGUUACGGAAUUAGUAUUUUUCGAUAACCGCCGCUCGACACUACCAACGCACGUUGAUGUGAUGUCCGGCCCUACCUCUUCGCCCCCCGAGGAAGAAAAAAACAACAACAAACGUCGCCUCGCGGCACAGGAAGGCGCCGUUCGCCCUCACGGGUCGGGACGCCGGCGAAGCGGUCCGGAUUCCGGAAGCGAGCCGCCCGAGCGGUCGGCCGCGUCGCUCCUUCGGCCGACGGGCGCGUCCCCGCCGGUCAGCCGUGCCCGUCGGGCGCCGCCGGGCCGGGCCGCGCGCCCCGGAGAGCGUGAUCCGGCGGGGCCGGGCCCCGCCCGCCAGGCGCGUAGCGUCCGGACCUGCCGCGGUCCUGCUUCCGUAGGACGGGCCGGGCCGCCCGCCUCUCCGGGGGAUCGGCCCCGGGCCGUGAGCCCCUUAAGGGCAGGGAGCGCGUCGGCCGACGGCGUCCCCGUGGUUCUCUCCCCGGGGCCCGGGACAGUCCUCUCCGCACGCGGUGAGCGCUCCCCAGAUACCGCCGACUGACCGAUCGAUCCACCCCGGCGAGGUUUUCCCCGUCGGUGGAGUGACGCGGCGUGGCGACGAGAGUUCCCGGCCCUAGUCGCGGAGGGUGUGUCGUCGUCCCGUCGUCCCCCCCGCCCCGUCCCCCCCCCGAAGACGACCCACCUCUCUCGGGACGGGAAAGGUGGUCUCGUGUCCCCCCCCCCCCCGGGGCCGAGAGCUCCGUCCCGGCGGGGCUCUCCCGCGAGGCCGGAGGGUCUGUCCCGCGGCCCGGUGGCCAGAGCGCCGGCCGGGGAGUCCGAAGGACCCGGGUUCCGACCCCGGCCCCGGACGGGUCGCUCGGCUGCCCCGGGCCUCGGUUUCCUCAUCUGGAAAACGGGGAUGACCGCGAGCCCCACGGCGGCCGGCGGCCGCCCCCGUUCGCCCGUGUCCGCCCCGGUGCGCGACAGGUGCUCGACGGAUGCCGCGGUCACCAUCGGGACUGUCAUCGGUCAGACCCAGCCCGAGGUCCGGGAGGGUGCCGGGAGCCGACCGACGGAGCUUCCCGACGACGAUGACGGUGAGGUCGGGAGUUAAAGCCGAGCACCGCUUUGUAGGCGCCGAGGUGGCCAGAGGACGGGAUCAGGUCGGACCCAAGUCCCCCGUCCCACCCGGGGCUCAGAGUCUAAGGGGAGGGGAGUCGGGCGUCGAAUUCCCCGUUGGGUUUUUUUUUUCCCCAGAUGAGGGACCCGAGGCCCAGAGUCGUCGGGGGACUCGCCCGAAGCCACCCAGCGGGGAGGCCCGACUCACCCUUGACGCGGAAGGCAGCGCCGCUCUUCCGCGCGAGGAAGCCCACCGCGCGCGGUCACGCGCGGGACUUGUGACGGGGCUCUCUCGAAGUAGAAUCUCGGUUGCUGCGGGGCGGGCGGGGGCUCGCGCGCGCGCGCGCGCGUGUGUCUGUGGCGGCUGAGUGCGGGUGGGCGGGAGGGGGUCCGACGGAGCCAGGAGAGACGGCGCGCAGGGCAGCGGGCCGGGCCGAUCGGAUUCGAAAUCCCACUUGACGCGCCGAGGAGGAAGGGGAGGAGGCCGCAGGACAGAGGUCCGACACCUUGCCGCCGCGAGAAGGGGGUUUACGUAUUCAUUUGUCGAACGUUCGGUCCGUUACUCGAAAGGGAUAGCUGGCGGGGGGCGGGGGGGGGGGGGGGUCCACCCUUACCUCCCGGCGAAGAGAGAGAGAGAACCGACUCUUCGGGGUCGAGACCAUCCGAAUGAAGCGGGUCGGCCCGUGUGGGUCGCGCGCGGACGUCGCUGCUACGGAAGAACGGAUCUUUCGGGCCUCUGAGCUGAGGCAGGAGCGGAGCGGAGUGCCGCCGUCGGGUUGAAGGAGGUUCCCGGCCCCCCGCGCGAAACGGCGGAUUUCCUCGGCGCUCGCCACUUGCGCAUUUAAGUCCGGUCGGUCGGUCGGUCGAUCCCCAGGUGUUUCCCCCGGAGGUUUUGCGGAGAAGUCGGAUUUCCGAUGACCGUCUUCCGAUAACCUUCGUUGACCCCAGAGUUUCGUAGGAGUUGGCGGACUGUGAGACCAAGUUGCUGCACAGCGAACUUACAAUCAGGCAUUGGCUCAAUAUCAUGAAAAGUGAUCUCUAACCCUCUCCCCCCUCCCCCCCCCCAAAAAAAAACUUUAUAACCGAUGAUAAUUCGACCAUUGCCGACUUAUUGGUAUUUCCAGUGUCCCAAUUUGCGAUUCCUUUCGAGCGGAGUUGGGGGGGGGGGGGGGGGGGGGGGGGUGGCCAGGGAGUGAAGAAUCUUCACUUCUGACUUGUUCUAACUUAUUGCAGGAGACCAAUACUAGCUGUACAAAAUAUUAAAAUAAACUGUUACAAUGUUCCCGGAAA
Ornithorhynchus anatinus (platypus) is the source of this 3299-nucleotide messenger RNA. It is a transcript of the gene FBXO45, whose product is annotated as F-box protein 45. Gene Ontology annotation, cellular component: SCF ubiquitin ligase complex; synapse. The transcript is spliced from 4 exons. Gene Ontology annotation, molecular function: protein binding. Gene Ontology annotation, biological process: synapse assembly involved in innervation; proteasome-mediated ubiquitin-dependent protein catabolic process. The record is from RefSeq and is a predicted model, not a curated record. Lineage: Eukaryota; Metazoa; Chordata; Mammalia; Monotremata; Ornithorhynchidae. The coding region runs from base 1 to 1452 and encodes 483 amino acids.